Xyrichtys novacula (pearly razorfish) is the source of this 23092-nucleotide messenger RNA. The record is from the annotation of a GenBank genome assembly. Lineage: Eukaryota; Metazoa; Chordata; Actinopteri; Labriformes; Labridae.
UCAAAUGUUACGCCGUUGCGUGGCCGGAGCGUCUGAUGAGCUCAACGGUCCCAGGAAGCACCGCCGCUUAUUUGGUAAAUUAUAGCGAUAAAGACGAGGCGAAGCGCGGAUUUUCGAGGUCAGGUGGAUCAAAUGAAGAUGAUUAAAUAUUUCUGAAUUAUGUCGUGAGAGCUCGCUGUCAAAGUCAGAGGAUUUUCGUCAUGGUUUUACAUUGAUAUCUGCGAUGUUUUCAGUGCAGACCGAUAAGUUACCCUAAAGGGUGGUCAGUACCUGGAGCUUGGAUCCUUGAACUGCCGAAAUAUUCGGCAGGAAAAUUAAAAAAAGACUAAUUUUUAAUUUUUUAUCUUGGUCGUGGCGCUGGCGGCAAGCCAAUAAUUUACUCUGGAGCAGGACACGGAGGUAGGUGAUCCGUAUCUCAUACAAAUGUCUGUUAAUGCUGUCAGAUUUUAGAUGUGGAUGCAUCCUGCAAACAGACAGACACACAAAGGCGAAACAGAGGACUGAAUGUCCCAAACAACACAGAAUAAAAGGUGUAAUAUUAUUAUGCAGUGAGCUUAUGUGUGUAGAAGUCAUUAGUGUUUUAGCGGACAAUAUUGUCUGGUAUAAGCAGGGGCGUGCGAACGGGGGCGACCAGGGGUGGCUUAGGCCCCUGCUGAAAUCUGAUUGACCAGUCCUAGAGCCACCCCAAAAGCUUUUAUUGUGAUUGGUUGUUGGUGCUGGCUUCUUGUUGUUGUUUUAUUUGCAUUUAAAGUCACACAAUUUAGCAAAAGCUUUAGCAAUCAAUGAUAUCAGACAGAUAAUCUAAAAUCUAAAAAUAAGUUGGAUCUUCUUAUAUUUGAUACUCAUUAAUUGAAUACCAAGACAGGAGGUGGCGCUACAUCUGUAAAGCAAGUGUGCCCCCUAUAACUGGGAUAUUAUACUGCGUUCAAGUUACCUCGGAAGUCAGGUGUCGGAGCUAAAAAUGACGUCACACCAGAGUUCCCAGCGUUUCAGUUACCACGUCGGAAAAAAGCAAAAUAGCGCUUACCUUAUAAUCAUUAUAUAUUCGCGAGCGCUCUGAUAACUUUCGUAGAUGUAGCCAUCUUGUUUCUGCCUCUUGUUUCCACCUUCCACUUUUUUCCGACUUGGUAGCCCUUGCCUUGUCCGAAUAUCAGGCAAGCGCUAAGGUAACUUUCGUAGACGUAGCCAUCUUCUUUCAGGCUUCUGAUUUAGCUUUUUUCCGACUUGGUGACUGAAAUGCAUCUGACUUCCGAGGUAACUCGAAUGCAGCUUUAGUCACUUCAUCAGCACCAGGAUGGUGAAAGAUGUAGAGAUAGUAUAACUUGAGCAAAGUAGCAGAAGAAUAAGCCAGGAUAUCAGACAUUUUAAGUAGAGUUACGAUGCUUUUAAACUGAAAAGCUAUGAAACUACCAGCAUUAAUACUAAACUGAUAAACUAUAGGUUACUUUAGUCAUUUGAGAGGUUCUUACUUCUUAGUAGUCUGAAAAUUGUCUUAUAUUUGGGUCAAUACAGUACUUUUAAUCGUUAUUUGGAUAGGAGUAUAACAUAUUCACACAGAGGUAUUAGUAUUAGUUGUUAAAGUACAUGUGUUACGUAGGGACAGAAAUGUUAAAUUGUGAUAUUGAUCAUGUGUGCAGACAUACUUCAUAUAAACUCCUUUAUACAGUUAGUUAGUCCCCCGGUGAAGACACACCCUUACUCAUGGGCCAGGUGUCAAUAUCGGAUCAUAUUUGGAUGCGAUGUGAAACAUUAGCUCGGCAUAAAUGUGGGAAAAUGACUCGUUCAGACGCCAUCACUGCAUGUGAAUCAAGGAAGUGUAAUUCGGCGUGCAGGAAUGAAGCGGGAAAUACUGUUAAUCAUUAAACAAAUAUGUUCACGGCCAUGAUAGACAUAUUAUAUUGUACCCUCUCUUAUUUCAUGACACAAUAACAUAGUCUGAGGUACAUUAGACCCCUGAAAAACAAACACUGUACAGCUGUGAAUAUAAGAAUAUAAAGCUCUAUAGGACAGUGAGAUGAUACAGAGUAGUGAUUGGAAUGGGACUGAAUAAUUGAUCAGAACUACUAAGUGCCUUUUAUGCCUCUGUUUUAGUGACUUUCAGAAGAGGGGCAGUUGUUUAGCUUGAAGUAAACAGAAAAGUCUAGUUUCCUAGAAGCUUUUUUGUGCCUGGGAGUGAGUGUGAGUGUGGGCGCCCAUUCCUCCCUCAGGCGUCAUGACUGAGUCCUUUCAUUCAGGACGGAAACGGUUUCCUGUCCAGUCCCUUACAGUACUUAAAGGGUGGAGUGUGUGUUUGUGUGUGUGUGUAGGUCCAUAUGCGCAAAAUAACAUGACACCAAACUGAGAUAUUCAGCACCUGGGGGAAAAGUUAAACAAACAUCAACUACACAUGGAGAGAUUCAUGGUCCAUGCCGGGUAUGAUGAUGUAUUCCAGCGUGCCAACUUGACUGUUACUGUUAUGUAAUAAUGUCGGCUGUGUAUUAUCUACCUGUGCAGAUUACCAUUAAUCAGCAGACAUGGUUGCCAGCGGUGAACAUGAGGAAGUAUGUUAUCUGUAUCUGUGGUUAGAUGGGGGCUGUGGUGACUGUCGGUUAUGUAAGAAAGUAGCAGGAGAUCCUAAAGCACGGCAAAUAAACUUUGAGUUAUUCUGUCAUUUGAGCGGACUGAUCCUUUAACAGUUUAAGGUUAUCCUCCUGGCCAGCCGGAUUUAGGUCCAGUCCUCUGUUUUAGGCAGCAUGCUUCGGUCUCCUCGAAAUAGUGAGCUUCCUUUUAUAAUGCUUUCCUUAUAAGAGCCUGAGUGAGUGGUGUUUGUUUAGCUGUUGGUUGGUUCUGGUUCAUUUGAAGCCAAACUGUCUCCUCAGACCAGGAUAAAUGCUCGGCCGUGAGCUCACAGUUUUCUCUGUUACCUCAUUUUCCUCCUCGGUGGGGAAAACAAGACCCACGGCUCAAGUGUACACUCGACUUUCAUUACUCAAUCUCAGCUCUUAAGAAGACCGAGGUCAUAUUACAAAUACCAGUAAGAAAGAAGUAAAAUGACAACAAUCCCAGUUUCAAAAGGUCUAGAUUCUGUGAGAACCCUGAAGGUAGCAGUAGGGACACAUUUCAAUGAUGCUGGAGGACCAAAAAACACACGAAUAAAGUGGUUUCUUGGACAAAAACUAUUUUGGAUUCAUUUAAAAAGGAUCAGGUAUGAAAGCACUCCACAAACUCAAGAGUCCCUCAGAAGUAGGGCUGGGCGAUAAUUCGAAAACUUAACGAUACUGAAAUCUACGACAAUUACCAAUGUCAUUUUGCCCAUGUCAAUAAAUUCUGUGUCAAAAAAAUAAAUUAAUAAAAGUUGGUUUUGGAUGUGUGUAGGUAGGCUAUGGUCUCAUGUCCCUAUAAGACGCUUUCCUUUGUCAGAGACGUGACUCCACCCCAUCCAGUCCGUAACAAAGAGGGAAAGACAGGUGAGGAGAUGGAGGACGGUUCAAAAUUUGAAGCGGGUGGAGCGGUGGCUAAAGUAGAUGAAGUUAAUGUGGGAGGGGGUGAGCAGCUUGUGGAGUAGUUAUCGUCCAUUUAUCGUUAUCGAGGUGAACUGAUCAAUAUAUCAUGAUACUGAUUUGAGGCCAUAUCGCUCAGCCCUAUCACAAGUAUACUUUUGGUCAAAUAAAUGCAGAUCUAGAUUGCACAGUCAGCUCGAUUUGUGAGUGAAUGCUCUGCAAGAACCUAUCUGAUUUUUCCACCUGGAUUGGCAGGUUACUCAACAUUUCUACUCAGCAGCCGACAGCAUCAAAACGAUCACCCGAAGUCAGAGGUACCUCAGGGUGCAAACGCUGAAAACUUUAUUCUCAACUUCUCUUCAAAAAUAGAAUCAAAAUCAUGUUCAGUCUCAGUUUUCAAAGCUGCAAUACAUUUUUAUCCUCCAAAAAUAUCAACAUGUCAUUUCUUAUUUAUUCCAUGUCCUGAUGUGUAAAACCAAACUUUGCAAACAUGCUAAAACUCACUCUUCCCUUCAUGCUUUCCCUCUGAGAUUCUAACUUUAACCGUUUGCUGACUCUAUUUUCUGGAGUUGUAUUUAUGGACUAUGAGGAACACAAGACCACGUUCAUUCUCGUUUUAGCUCCAUAUGGUCAUCAGCUGGUUCAGGCCUGGGCCAGCUCUUAGUUCUGCAGCCAUAGGUUUAGACUGUCGGGGGGACUGGCACAUCGAGCACCUUUCCCUCCUUCUUCAUCCUCUUUCUGUCUGUGUCGUUAACUCUGAACCAUCACGUCUCAUUAGAGUCACGAAUACAGUCUUUUCUGGGAGUCCUUGAGCUCCGUCUUACUCCAUAUUUAUGCGGAAACUUUGUGAAAAUGAGGUGAUGGAGCUACUUCACUACUAACAUUAGAAAAAGAAAGUGAGCCAAAAUGCAGAGAUUCGUCACAGUUUUAAGCCGGAGAGCAGUAACUUGAAACUGUUGAACUAUCCGCUCACGCAGUCUAUUACAAAAUAGUGGUAACUGUCUUUCCAUCUUUACUUCUGGUAUCAUGAAUAAGGAACAGUACCACUCCAUCCUCCAGCACCAUGCUGCUCCAUCUGGACUCAGACUUGUGGCUCAUAAGUUUGUUUUGCAGCAAGACAAUGACCCUAAGCACUCUGCCGAGCUCUGUCAGGGUUACCUCGACAAAAAAGAAGAGGAAGGUGUUCUUCAAAAGAUGGUUUGGCCCCCUCAGUCUCCAGACCUUUCUCCUAUUGAGCUUGUGCGGGAUGAAUCGGAUCGAUCGGUCAGAAAAACGCGUCCCACGAAUCAGCGUCUCUUUUUAAUGAACUUAAGAAAGCUUGGAAUGAAAUCCCUGGAGCUUCCAAACUUUUGGCCUGUAGUGUAGGUGUGGUUAGGUUUUUCGUCCCCUCUGUGUGCGUAGAUGCAAACAGGGCCCUCUCCAUUUGUAUCCUCGCCAGAUUGAACAUCACACAGAGCUUGUUAAGGAUCGUCUUCUCCUCUGUAGUGAUUUCCUCCUGAUAGAUCCGUCCGCCUGCUUCACUCUCAGCAGGUAAAUCUGCACAGACCUCUGUAACUCAACACCCCUGUUUACCAGCAUCUCUGUUUUCCUCCCUGCUGCAGAUUUCAGUGAGUUUUUUCUCCUUAGAAGUCAGGAAGCGUCCUGCUCUUGCGGGAUUGUUGUGGUGGGCCGUGGACGGGAAAGAGACUGUUGACUAGACCAAACACGGGUCCUAUCUGGCGGCUGCAGGGCUGUUUUAUCUCUGUGUGAGCUAAUCAAGCCCAUUCAUAACUUUGUGAUGGAGAACUGCUGAAAUGUUUGGAUGAUGCAUACAUCCACCCUCUUCCUCUUUGCAUGAUUACAUAAUAUGAUUAAAAUCUGUUCAUGUAAACAGACUGUUUGUUUAAGAAGAGGAGUUAAUUUCUCUAUCGGUGUCCUUAAUUCACUCUUUGUGCUUUUCACUCCACCCACACAAGGGCGACAUCAAAUCCAAGACGUCAGUUCGCGCCUUCGUAGAAAAAACGCUUGAUUAGCGGCUUAAGUGCUGUUAUCGUGUGGCGUGCAGCUUCUUGGAGUAAUGACGGGCUCCUCCGGACAACGAGCGCAUACUGCAGAUUCUUUGUCAGUCCGAGUCUUUGAUGAGGAAGCGCCCCCUGUCACUCUGAGAUGGUAAAAAUGUGACAGGAAUGCACGCGGAGAUAGAUCUGAGGAGAUGUAACCGAUAAGCUCCUGGAAUGAAACCCUGCAGACCAUGAGGUGUCCGGCACGUGGUUCUCUGCUCCACCUUCUGCUUGAUGAUUUUUGACUCCAGAAAUUAUAAUCCACCUCAAAUGGAGCGUUUCCAUGGACGGUGACGUCGGAUAAGUUGAACGGGACUUCUGCAGGAAUAUUCAUGUUGACAUUUCUGUGCACCUCCAGCUCUCCUCCUUCUUCUUCUCAGAGCUUUGCGGUUAACACAUCUUUAAACAAACAAAGCAAAGGCCACAACCUUUAAAACUGGUGAUCUCAUCUCUACUGCACUCACCUGCUCUGCUGCUGUUGUCUGGAUUGCAGGACAGGAUGUUGCACCACUCCCUCAAACAGAAGCCUGUUAAACACUGCGGUCCAUUACGCCUCCAUGCAUUACAUACUGCAGACGAGGCGGAACAGAAGCACAAAUAUCCUGUCUUGAAUUGCACUGAGAUGGUCACCUGUGCGAUCGCUCAACUCAAGACUAGGGAUUAGGGCGUUUGCAAAAGAAGGCGAUAACUUCGUGGCUAAAUAGGACAAGAACAAGUCAGUCGUGUGGAAUUGGUUCAGCUUUGCAGUUUCAGAUGAAGAGCAAACUACUCCCCAUUGCAAAGUCUGUCUGAAGGUGGUAUCAACCCAUCCACACGGACAUGAAUUCAGGAGUAAAGACAAAAGUUUUUUGUCGUAUCGGGGAUGUACCGACUGCUUUCCUUCAACAAAAAGGCCGCUGGGGUUUAGGUUCACUUGCAUCUGUGACUCGUUCAAUUAUCAGUCUGGUUUGAGUGUUAAAAGUUGCUUAUUGUUCCAAAAAAGAAAAGAAAACACGUUGAUCCCGGUCCAAAACUUUUGCCUUCGAAUGAAAAGUGAGAUGAUGAAAUGAUGUUAAAACAGGAUGAGUGAAACGGUCAACAGAAAAUUAUCAGAGCUUACCAAAAACUCGUUGUCUGACUACACCGGUGAGAUGUAAAUAACCCGCCAAACAUCCCAAAACCACACCCCUUAGACGCUCCCCGGAAGUGACGUACCUAGUUAAAAAUUAUACUUUCAACAAAUAUAUUUUGGCCUCUACAGGCGUUUCAUCCACACGGAAACAGGUGACUGUAACAGUACUUUUUGAAAACGGGUCAGAGAGCACAUAAAUCCACAAACGACAACCAUUUCAUCUCCGUGUGGAUGUCUAUUUGCAUCUCUGGAAACGAUCAUGCAACAAACAGCGUAACUCUUUUAUGGCACCUGUGCGUGUCCGACCAAAACAACUUUUAUACACAUGCUCUCUACUCUUCUUCUGUCUUUUGUGCAUUUCCUCGAUAUCAUUAUAGCGCCACUUACUGACUUGGCAUACGCACUACAUCAUUUUCAGCUGUGUCGUUGAGGGAUGAUAGAAAAACUUUUUAAUUUUAAAGUGAAGUUUGGUGAAAAUCAAAUUAGAAAAUUGAGUUUUUAGAGAAAAAAAUCUGGAUUUUGCAGCCUUACUCAAGACUAACCUUAGAUGUAAACUUUUGUUUUUACCACAGUGUCAACAUGCAGAGCUGAAAUGUUUGACUCAUUAGCCCCUUCAUCAGGCUCACAGUAUAAUCUGUUUGUGUGUUGGAAGCCAGUGAGGCCUCUUGUUGUCGAGGAGUCUGCACAAGCCUGCUAUCAUUAAAACCUCCUGUGCAUUUGAAGCAUGUGGACGACGCUUUGGCUGAACAAAGGGCCGCUAAUACCAAAAGUGACAAAUAUACAAUGAAGGACCAGUCGGACCAUAAAGUAGCAAAGCAGUGUUUAUCUGCAGAUUCCUGAAAAACAGCAGGGCUGCAUGGACGGACUACUCGCAUGGCCGGUUAUAAAGGAACUUUUGCAGUCCAGCUGUAGAGUGAGUGUGAAUUCUUGACAUGCCAAAACAGAGAAACAACAACAGACCGUCACUUUAGUCACUGAUGCAACUUUGAAUCCGUAAGAUGAAGAAAGUGAAAUAAAAAAAGCAUCUUAUUUUGGAGAAAAUAAAUGAUAUAUUUUCCCUGGUGUUGUGCAGAACCUGACGUGUUUGGUUUCGCUCUUACAGGAUAGUAUGGCCAUGACGGGGGGGACUGCAGCUGCCCUACCCAUGAGCAACCACACCCGCGAGAGGGUGACCGUGGCCAAGCUGACACUGGAAAACUUCUACAGCACUCUGCUCACCCAACACGAGGAGCGGGAGAUGAGGUAGAGACGACGCUCGAGUACCCGCUCAUUCAGACACUCUCGAUCAGUCAUAUUUUAGGAUAUACAUCAUGAGAAAAGCAGAAAUGAAGAAACUUUCAACUUCACUUCUCUGUUCCUGUAAUUCGGCUGAUUAUCCUGCUGAGACAUGAUAAAUAUUUUGAAGUCAUGCACCCUCUGUGUGUGAAUAAAGUUGUUUUUGAAGCAUCAAGUGUGAAUUCAUCUGCUCUGGGAAAAGAAAACCAAACAGAGGUGUUUAAUGCCCGGUGUGAGCACAACAAUGAACACUUCAUACCCUCCACUUAUGUUCUCAUGUUCCACAUCAGAGACGAUCUCUGUAGAAGUAAAAGGAGGAAGUUUAGUUCUUCAGUUUCCCCUCAUUUUUCUUUGUCUGUAGGCAGAAGAAGCUGGAGAAGGCCAUGGAUGAAGAGGGCUUACCUGAUGAAGAGGUAAGGACACUCAGUCUUUAUUUUUACUUCUGUACGCCGCAGGAAAAGUCCUUAAUUCGCUCUGAUGUCUCAUGUUUUCACCUGUCUGUGUUUUGCAGAAGGUAAUGCGGCGCUCCCAGCACGCCCGCAAGGAGACCGAGUUUUUACGGCUGAAGAGGACGCGGCUCGGCCUGGACGACUUUGAGUCGCUCAAAGUUAUCGGACGAGGUGCCUUUGGAGAGGUACAUGCCGAGGCUGGAGCUUGAAUAAAUUAAACCGAACAUUUGAUUGUUGGAAAAUGUCUUGAGGGGUUUUAAGGGUUUAGUCGUCUUUCCCGCAGAGUUAAUUUUAUACCCAGCAUGGUGCAUUGUACUUUAGUGGCUGCUAAACUCCACAACACUACACAGGAGCUCUCUCUGACCAGAGUGGUUCUGUGGAGAGGACUGUGUUGGUUAGAGUACUGUAAUAUUUCCUUCUUUAAAGCAGGAAGUCUAUGAGAGGGUGAAGCAACUGCUGGAAAAACAACAAGAAGCUGAUCAGCACCUGUAAUUAGUUCAUCAUGUGGAGUGAAGCGCUGCCUGCUAAUCAGGUUCUUUGUUUCCUUUCAGUUCAGGGUCAGAGACAGAAGCAGGUCAAUUCAGGGACGCACACAUCAGGAGUGUCAUUAUUUCUUUAAUUAGUUUAUUCAGGUAUUGUUUUUAAGAAAGCCUCAUUAUUUACACAUCAUAUCUGUUGUUCACUGGAUGUUUCCUCUUUAUUAGAAUAGGUAAAGUGUGUAGAAACAGGAAUAUUUAUUAGUAUCUAGAAUUUAGAUUCUAGAUUGAAAGGCUCCCUUGUUCCCCCCUCCUGUAGGUGAAGCAAUCGUGACCUUUGAGGGCAUGAAAGGUACAAAAGUACAAAAACACUCAUGUAACUAGUUUGUCCAUUCUGUGCUUCUGUAGAAACAUGGUGGUACGAGAAAAAGUCAAUAAAAACAAAAUCCUUUUAAAUUUAGGCGAUAAUUCACCAAUUUAAACAUGCUUCUAAAUAUUAUAUCCGAUUUUUACCAAGCCUGCUCUUACAAAUGCAGCUAAAUACCACCCUCUGUAUCUGUAAGUAUAAAAACCAGAGGGACAGAAGAGGACUAAAGAGUUCCUAUUGGUGUUUUUAUAUGAUUCCUGCAGCCUCAAACCAUUUUUAAUCACAGUUUUUAGUGACGUUUUAGUCUUUUAUCAUCACUUUUUAUAACAUCUGUUUUAAAACAUGAAAUUAAAAAGUGUAAAAGUUCAUUAAAACUAAGAGGAAUUACCUCAUUCAACGCUUCAUUUUGGCUAAUUUCAGUGCUAUCCAUACAAGCAAAGGAGAAAGUGCAGUUUUACCCUGUUAGACGUGUUUUUGAGGUGCUGUGCUCUAGGGAUGGGUGAUAAAUUAUCUCUCACGAUAUAUCAUCAGAUAAUUCCUCCAUGAUAAAUAUUUGCCAUCUCACAAUAAAUGCAAGUUGAUGACGUAGCCCACAUAGAGCAGAAUAACAAACAAACAAGAUUUCCUUCAAGAUUGGGGUUUAGAUGAGCGAAAUCAAGUACGCCUGACAUCAGACUGUGGAUCUGCUGCUGCUGUUCACUCUGAGCAAUGAGAGUUUUCCACAAACGUUGAGAAUGUUUUCACGUUUCGGACUUCUUUUAACGUCAUCAGUUUUCUCCAUAACCUGCCACUCAAACUUGUGGUUAAGUAUCUUAUUUGAUGACUCCAACUGCUGUAUCAAGACAAAAUGAGUCAAAAAUAUAGAGAGGAAUUUUAAUAUUUUUUAUUGGGACUUUUAUCGUUAUCGCCAGAACGGCAAAUCUUAUUGUGAUAGAUCUUUUAGUCUAUAUCGUCCAUCCCUACAGAGCUCUAAUAAAUCCAUGAUCAGGACAGAGCUGGAUUACUUUCUUUCUGUACUGAUACUCUGCUUCUGAUCAGUCAAUUAUAUCAAUACAAUGUGGCAGAUAGUGAUCAGUUUCCAUCAUGGACAUAAAACAGUCACACCUGAGUCUUGUUAGAACGGAGCAGCGAAAGAGAAAGUAAUUCUGGACCACGCUGCACGCCAAAGAUAUACAACUCACUGAUCAAAUAUUAAUCUAAAAGCAGUAAAACAAACCGUCGAUGAGUUUAUGACACUGCAGACCAAAGGAGAUCAACGUAGUGAUUAUAAAAGAGGUCAAUCUGGGGAUACAAGUGUCGACAUCUGUGAGGGGAAAACUUGUUCCAUCAGUUUGGAUCCUCGUUUUCAGUGUCGUAGAUCCUCUUAUAAACCGAUCUGUGUUUCUCCUCUUCAGGUCCGUUUGGUGCAGAAAAAAGACACGGGACAUAUUUACGCCAUGAAGAUCUUAAGAAAGGCCGACAUGCUGGAGAAAGAGCAGGUAAAGACGUUUGUCGGGCCUCUGCUGCUGUUUACACGCCGUUGUGUAAUGAGUGUGUAAGGUUAUCGACCUUCUCCCUGCAGGUGGCUCAUAUCCGGGCAGAGCGGGAUAUUCUGGUGGAGGCGGACGGAGCCUGGGUGGUGAAGAUGUUCUACAGCUUUCAGGACAAGAGGAACCUCUACCUCAUCAUGGAGUUUCUCCCUGGAGGUCUGUUUUUUUCUUUUCGAGUCAGUUUGAGCCUCAUCAUGUUUUUGGUCGUCUUCUGAAGACUCGUGUGAUUUUGUUCCAGGCGACAUGAUGACUCUGCUGAUGAAGAAAGACACUCUGUCAGAAGAAGCCACCCAGUUCUACAUCGCGGAGACGGUCCUGGCCAUCGACUCCAUCCACCAGCUGGGCUUCAUCCACAGAGACAUCAAACCAGACAACCUGCUGCUGGACUCCAGGGUGAGACGCACGCAGGAAUUUCCUUCUGUCACCAAAGCGAACGAGAAAAUGUGAAUUUCAUGAUUUAUCUGAUGUGCUCACAGGGUCACGUAAAACUGUCCGAUUUCGGUUUGUGUACGGGACUGAAGAAAGCUCACCGCACAGAGUUUUACAGGAACCUGACACACAACCCGCCCAGUGAUUUCUGUGAGUCCAGAAGAACCUCAGUAACUCUCACUAUGAGACUUUUGAUAAUUACACUGUUAAAAUACACUUUUCUUCUCUUUAAUUUCCUGCAGCCUUUCAAAAUAUGAACUCCAAGAGGAAAGCAGAAACCUGGAAGAAGAACCGAAGACAGCUGGUGAGACUUCUGCAUUUGACAGAAUGAGCUCUGGGAAAUGUGACGUCCUGAAUUAAGCUUGUGAUUGUGCUUUUAUCGAUUUACAUCAGCUAAAUAAGAGCAUAAAACGUCUAUUCUUAAAGGUCUUCGUUUUAUAAAAGUCAUCUGGAUCAUUUUAUAAGAAAAAAGGAGCAGAGCAGGAUGACUUAUGGAUUUGUUUUCUUUACUUUUUCCUUAUUGAGGGUCACUUGCAGACAUUAUAGAGGGUUAUACUCAGAGUAAAUGUGUCUCUUUGUGUUUUCUUGAUUGUUUACUUUGGUUUUAACAAUGUAUUUGUGCACAAGCAAGGCAAAUACAAACUUCUGAAGGUAGUUUUCAUACAGUUAAGUUUUAUUCUUUCCAACCCAGAUAGUUUUAUCUACAUUUUGGGGCACUGCUGGCCUAGCAGUCUAAGGAUGAGCCCCCUUUACUAAAGCUUUGGUAAAUGAAAAAUAAAGUAUGGAAAAAUAUUUAUGUUAACAGACUUUAUUACCACGGUUAUAAUAUACUCUUUUCUAAAAUAGAAAAGUAGGUAAAUUAGGGUAUGGAAAAGUAUGGAAAUUUCAUCUGUGUAGGUACCCCGCCAUCUUGCAUCUCACUUCGCAAUCUCUCCUUAUUUCCUGCUCUAUCCUCCUAUCCUCUAAAUAAACGCACAAAAAUAGUUUAAACUCGAUCAAAGUGUUUCGGGGUAAACUUGACUUUUCAAGCCCUCACAAUCCCUCCGUCUUCUAGGCUUAUUCCACCGUGGGAACUCCGGACUACAUCGCUCCUGAGGUCUUCAUGCAGACGGGAUACAACAAGCUGUGCGACUGGUGGUCUCUGGGCGUCAUCAUGUAUGAAAUGCUUAUAGGUAAGACAGAAACAGAUAAGAUAACACUUGAGACGGCCUCUGAUAGUCUUAAAUUUUGAUCGAGGUAAAGGCUGGUUUUAUUCUUGCUCUAAGCAGCACAGUAUAACGUGUACGAUCGGGUUUCCUUGAAGAAUAAGAAUAAGACAUUCAGGUAAUAAUAAUAAACAACAAUCAUGUAAUGAUAACAGUCACAAUCUGAGUAAUAAAGGCAGCAAACAGAGGAGCCGUUACUGUUGUUAUGACAGGCUGCUGAGGCCCCCUACUGGACGAAUUCAGAACUUUGUUCCUCUGAGUCUGAUUCAGAAACAGCUGGUCACAUCAGAGCGCCUUAAAAAGAUUCCCAGAGAUGUUCAUUGUCGUUGAUCAUGACGCUCCACUUUUUCAGGUUAUCCACCUUUCUGCUCGGAGACGCCGCAGGAGACCUACAGGAAGGUGAUGAACUGGAAGGAAACCCUCGUCUUCCCGCCUGAAGUCCCCAUCUCAGAGAGGGCCAAAGAUUUAAUAUUGAAGUCUGCAGCUUCUCUUUUAUUGCAUGAAAAAAUCUCAGUUUGUGGAAUAAAAUUUCCCGUAUCUGAAGGAUUAUGUAUGUUAAAGUUCACUUCAUGUUGCAGGUAUUGCACUGAUGCCGAGAACAGGGUCGGAGCCGUGAGUGUGGAUGAAAUCAAGAGUCAUCAGUUCUUUGAGUCAGUGGACUGGGAGCACAUCAGGUAGGUUAGAGUUCUCUGUGUCACAUUAUGAUGGAUUUACCGUCAAGAGACCAAUAAGAGGACAAAAAGGAAGACAAAGAGAGAGAGAAGACAAACAGUUUAAGUGCAGCCGCCCCUGAAAACCAAACAAAUACAUCCAUCUGCAAACACAUACAUACACUAACAUCAGCCAUAAAAGCUCUCAGGAGUCACUAAUGUGUAAAAAUGAGUGUAAAUAGGUCAGAGUUAUGAGUUUUCCACAGCACAUGAAAGCUUUGAGUGCUGUUAGAUAAAUGUCAAGGUUAGAGCAGCUUAUGAACCGGUGUCAGGGAGGAAAAGGUCCUGAAACCAUCUGAGGAGGACUGUGAAGGGAUGAAAAGUGGAGUCUACACUUGGGUUAGAUUCAAAACUAUCUUAUUCACUCAUGAGCUUAAAUGUCCUGUUAUAUAUUUUCUUUCUCUCUUCUUAAUCCUCUGUUAUUCCCACAGGGAGCGUCCAGCAGCCAUCUCCAUCGAAAUCAAGAGCAUCGACGACACCUCAAACUUUGACGACUUCCCUGAAUCAGACAUCCUGCAGCCAGGUUUGUCUAUCCCUAUUACCCUUUUUUUAUUAUUGUUAUUAUUAUUUCCUUUUCUUUUCUUUUUUAUUAUUUAUUAUUAUUAUUAUUCUUUCGAUUUAUUUACUUAAAAACUUGUUUUUUAAUUUAUUUUUUAUUAUUUCUAUUAUUUUCAUUAUUUAUUUGUUUUUUAUUAUUUAUUUUAUUUCUUUAUUUUUUAUUUUUUAUUAUUAUUUUAAUUAGUUACUGAUUUAUUUGAUUUUUAUUAAUUUUUUUGGUUUAUCUUUAAUUACUUCUAUUAUUAUUUUUAUUUAUUUUCUUAUUUAUUUGUUUUUCUUUUUUUAGUUUAUUUUUUUAAUUAUUUAUAUUAUUUUUUUUUUAAUUUUACUUAUUAUUUUUAUUUAUUUACUUAUUUAUUUAUUUUUUAUAUAUUUAUUUAUUUAUUUAUUUAUUUUUGAAUUGAUCAGGGAAUAUGUACCCAGCAAGACCUAUAGCACCCCUGAGUGGCACUAACAACCCCCCCUUUCUUUCUAUGUCUCUUUACAGCCAGUGCAACUGAGCCGGACUUCAAAUCGAAGGACUGGGUCUUCCUAAACUACACGUACAAACGCUUCGAGGGUCUGACUCAGCGAGGCACCAUCCCCACAUACAUGAAGGCGGGAAAGGCCUGACACGACACCGAGGAGUAAAACAAACAAAAAUAAAACAGACGUUUACGGACACAGGGUCGGGCCACAGAGCCCUGCUGGUGCUGAAGGCUGCGCCGUCAGCCUCUCAGUAUAAAUUUAACCCUCAUCACAAGUUAUUUAGGUCUGCUCAGCCGCCGCAAGAACGCCAAGAGCUCGAAAUGAAGGAGCGUUACCGCAUUACCUCGGUUGUUUCUAUGGUGUACACGUGCCGUCUUUAGCCAUAGCUCUCAGGCCAGUUCUACGACACUAAAUCAGCGUAUCUGCAUGUUAAGCGGCAUUUUGCUUCUGGAGAGGAUUCGAAAACUGCCGAAACGCUACGGCGAGAACGAGGAGGGAAAACGAAUCACUGCUUCGACAUCUUCACAGCUGUAGUUUCUACACUGGAGGCUCAAUUAGCUCUGAUGCAAACUUUUCAUUUCCAACACUGAGAUAAGCUCCGCACACUGUCGUCAAACUCUGAAAGAUUAGUGAUUAAAAACGAACAAUUACCCGCCCCUCCUGACUUUACACCCCCAGGAAGGUUCCAGCUCGGUUUCCAAGGUUUUGGCUCACUCUGUUUUAUUUUUAACCCGUAAUGACAAAGAUGGCAGUGCAAAUUUGAAAAGCCUUUAAUUCCUCCUCAGCAGAUGGAAACGUUUCAUUCCGCUGACAUGUGGUUGUUCGGUCUGGUUUUGGUCAGCCUGGUUCAGCCUCAAUAACAAAUCUUCAUGGUUGUGGUGUUGCAAGUUCCUGCGAGUAAAACGCUUGCAUUGACGUGUAUUUCACCAUGCUAUUACUAGUAUUUAUAAUUCUGAUUGAGCAUAAAAUAUCUCGAGUAUUUCUGGUUUAAUCGCACGCUCCUCUCAGGAUGAAACGGUCCGAGAGUUUUGAGCUACAGAGGAGACACUUUGCAGCAAAAGGGGAAACAACUGGUGCUUCAAUCUGCAAGUAAGGGCUGGAAGGUCAACAAAAUAUCUGUAGCAAGCAAACGAUGCAGAUUAGAGGAUUGUUGUAGCGCCUAAGAAAGAUCUAGAAUUAUGUUCUUCAAGUCAGAUUAACACUGAGGCUUUUUCUCUCCGUAGUAACACUGCCUUGUUGUUAUUUUUACAUCUUGGCAUUAAGCAAGAAGUUUGACUUGAGGAAAACUGGAAACCGCGCAGGAACCCUCCUUUUACUGUAACCCCAAAACACUGCAGCUCUGUGUCAGCUCUGUGUGGCAACCCUUCCCGCUGCGCCGCCUCAGCGCUGCUGCUUUUCUCAUAAAAACAACAACUUGUUGCCAGGAAACGUGAACGCAGUUUACGCUGCGCUGACAUCUGUUACUGUGGCGUGCCGCCUGUUCACACAUGCCAAACAAACCGUCUUGAGUGUGUCACUUCCCCUUCAGGGCCACAGUCGUUCAAGUUUCCCCUGAAUUUUCUUUCUCAUAAGCCCCGUGGAAAGUGCCUUUUUGAAAAGCGGAUUAAUGAUUAACCUGAGGGUUUAAAGAAAUUAAAACUGUUAAGAUGAUGAUUGCAGAGCUGCUGGGAAAAGGAGUAGCAAUAAGAAAACUGAAGACGAAAAAAAAGGCAACAAUCGUCUCUUUGAGCGAACAGAAAGCUCCGAUGUGUCAAAAUUAUAAGAGUUAUAAAACGAGACAAUUUAGAAGUAAUAAAACAAAACAACAUGAAAGGGUUUUUACACGGUAAAAUAAAGCUUACAGAAUAAUUAAAGAAUCUAAAGACGGAUGACCUGUUUUUACCUCCUCCCUCAAAACAAGGGAAGUAACAGCUCCCCCGAGACAGACGCUGAAACAGAGCGCAGGUGUCCUCAUGUUGUGGUAAGAGUUUUGACGCUUUCACACUUCUGCAUACAAACAAAAAAACAUAUGAAAGACGUCAUCUAGAAAUAUUCAAAAUGACACGUUUGCUCAUGUUCAGAUCUAAAUUUGUUGAGUUUUUUUCCUCCAUUAAAGCUCCAGUGAGGAACUUGAUGUUUAUGUCGAUUGUGGCGCCCCCUGUGGACAGAGCAGACUUUGACGUUCAAAUCUAUCAUUUAUUGUGAUUUUUAUAUCUAAUUUCCCAUCAUAGAAGUAAAUCUAACGGUAUCAGCAGUCUCUAUUAAACAUUUUAAGUGUUGUAAGGAUUUAGUUUGACAUUUCAGAUUCCAAAAGUAGCAGCAGAUUCGUAACUGUUACUGAUUGAACUCUGACAUAAAGACGAAUGGCCGACCUUUAAAGUCUUCCAUCGUGAAGCUAAACUGAAGGGCGGUCUUGUUCGCCCUCUGAAACUAGGAUCCCUCUGUGCCCUGUAUAAAUUAUGAGGUUAGUGACUCGGGUGAUUAAACACCUCAAACAGAUCAUUUAAGAUUAUAAAUAAAAUAAAUUCCUAUUGUUUUAUUGUCUGCUGUUAUAGGCAAGUAGUUGAUUUAAACUUGCAUUUUUGCACUAAAAAUAAGAAGAAUAUGUCUAUGGGUAGGUGUAUAAGAUGAAGCGCACGUGUCAAAAGAACUGAAAAAGUAAAACUAAAAUUGUUUUACUGACAUCAAUAAAGAUCGACAUUCCCCUUUUUUAGCUCCACUGGAGUGUUGGGCUCCUCAGAAACAGACUGAACCUCCAUUUGAUAAUCCAUCAUUCACAAAAUGAAGCUUCACGCGAAACUGCUGAAGGAAUGCGCACCUCGUAUCUUAUCAACGCUGCGAUUCAAAGACAGCCGACGCCAGUACAGCCAUCAAGCUCGAAGGAGUUAAACACGCAGCAUCAACCAUAUUUCGUUUCUCCAGCUGCUCAGGUUGACACCUACCGCCCUUCAAACAAAUUUGAGUUUGUAAAAAUUACAAUAUCAAAGUUGCUAAUCUUGUUGGAAUCUAAUCUUGGAAAUAUCGUAAAUGAAAACCAACUGAAAUGGCAAAAAACAAACUUUUUGGAAAUAUUUUUGAUGUUUUUUUUCUGUUUUAAAGUUUGACCCAUGUCCCAUCUGUCAACAUGGAGGACACCUGCUUCAUGAAUAUACAGCAGACAGUCAACAGGGGGAGCUCCAGGCUUUUUAUGGAGCAUCUAUCUAUCUGUACAGCCUCUGGUAAAAAAAAAAAGAAACAGUUAAUCAUAAACGAGAAGCUAAAUAAGAUUAGAUUAAUAAGGAGAGAAUGUUUUAAAGGUUCUCGGACGUCUUUGUUCAUUUCUGUCAUUAACGUUAAUUUUCCUCUUCCUGUUCCGCUAACGCCGAGCUUGUCCUUCCCGAAAACAAAAAAAAAAAAACACGAUGACUCAUCCUGUCCGCGUAGAGUUGUGACUAAACACAGUGCUAAAAAUAGUUACCAAAGACCUCUGAUCAUAGCUUGUCGUGAUCUGAACACACAUUCAGAUGUAGCUGUCGCUUACUGCACUUAACUCAAUACUACCUUCGAAACACACACCUUUCCAACAGAGCUAAACUUAGCCGUGGGAUAAUUUUGCCAUUUAUAUUUCUACACUUGUCAAAAUAUGAAUGUGCUGGGAUGAAUAUUUCGAGAGCUGUAAAUGUACUUCAAGAGUUCAGCCGUAGCCAUCACAUAAAUCUCAUUUUACGCUGUUUGUGGUGCUAUUUUCGAAGGUUAAAGAAAGUAGGUGGUCUUGCAGUUAACGAUAGCAGUGACUUUCAGAUUUCUGUGCCAGUCUCUCUCAUUAUUUUUCAUUUGUUUUACUGUAAAAAUAGCCGAGAUCACUCUGUUAAAGACUGACAAAGUAGGGUUUCACUUUUGUGUAUAUUUCUGCAUUAUUUAUUAUUUUUCAUGUUUUCGAAAUUAGAUUCUGUGCUAAAAUUCAGAUGAUUUUACUGCUGUUUAAAGGGGCACUCUGGUGUUUUCUAGACAAGUUUAAAAAGAGAGUGAAAUCCUACAUUUCCCAUAAUGCAACCUGUUAAAAGAGACGAACAGAAAGCAUUUUAGAAUAAGAAAAAUGUGUCGAUGUGUCGAUAUUUUGCCCCUCAAAAACAGGCAAUCCUACACCUCCAACAAUGUCGAUUACUUUAAAGGAACCCUCUUUGUUACAUUAGCGUCAUGCUAACAGUUUGUGGAUUGUGACUUUAAGUCGUUUUUUUGGUUAAAUUUUGCAGAAAAGUUGCAGUUUGUUGAUUUUUGACCACCUAGCUGUUUGUUUAGGUUUUGUUAAAGCCCGUUAUGUUGGCUGAAAACUUAAUAUUUAUCUUAAAACGGGACAAAGUGGUCUCCUUUGAAAGUAAAACAGCUCCCUUUUGACCUCCAGAUCCACGCAUAGCUAUGUCCAUGUGCUGCAUUCGACUCCCAAUGGGGAAAAAAAUGCGGAGUGCCCCUUUAAUUACGAUCAAAAAAAUUGGAAAUGUAAAAUCCGAUGACGACCAUCUCUUCAAAUAAGCAACCCUGUAAAAAAUACUCACUUGCAUGAUGUUAGCAAGACUAUUCGCAGGACAGUAGCAGGCUGGAUGGUGAGAGAGGAUUCUUUCUUCAAACACACCCUCGAAAAACGCCAAAUUCAGCGUCCUGUUUCACCGCCCUACAGUCGAGAUUGUUAGUGUGCGACUGUGUGAGUGCACCUGCUAGGGAGAAACGUGUUUUCAUGAGGUAGAUCCUUUUAGUUGUGAUGUUUUCGAUGUCAAACUCAUGUUCUCAUGUUUAUGACACUUUUUAUUUUUAAAGUAGCUGCACGAGAAAUGAAGAAAAAGAGUGAAAACUGGAUCCAGAAUCCUUUAAAGUUCUAUAUAUGUGUGUACAAGAUGACUUGAAAUCCAUUACUGUGCCACUUUAACUAAAGGGAGUGAAAUUAUUUAGACUCGAGUCCAGGAGAUGCUUCACUUGAACCCCAAGAUGAGCUUAAAUUUGAUUUCUCAUGGACCAAACCAGCUUCGUGACCCAGCCUGUGUGCGUGUUAGUCGCAUCAGUGUCACAUAAAUUUCAUUACAGAUGUCUCGCAAAGUCUAGUCCAGUUUAAGAUCGAGAUGGGAAACCUCAAAGCUCUUGUUUCUCAAGCUAAUAAUGUGUAAUGACCCCCUUCAUUAAACCCUGUAAAAGGUUUUACGAACACACCCGCCCGGCCAGGACUCUGUAGUGAGGUAUUUCUGUGUAAUGCUGUGUACAUAUUGUUGUAGACACUUGAAGGAAACUGUUUGUGGAGUGAAGGACAAAUGCUCAUUAAUAUAUUCAUUCACACUGACGAGUUUUUAUGUUGAUAAAAUGCUUAAAAUAAUAAAAAUUAAAGACUUAAAUACAUCAAGGUCUCUCUCGUCUGUCAGCUGUAAUUAUUGUUGUUUAUGAAAUAGGCCAGAAAAACUGUUUUAUUCUUGUGAACCGGAACCCUUGACACCAAGUCUGAGGAGCUCAAGUUGCCUCCAUAGAUGCCUCUGAUCUAAAUUUAUUCCUUAAGAAAUGAAGAAACGAUCAUAAAUGUUCUUCCUUGAGCUGCGUCACCCCGCUGCGGUCGAUGAACUCGCCCGGAGGUCUCUGUACAAACAAGCGGCUGCUGGAAGAGAGAGGGUGAGUUGUGUGAAACAAGAAACCAGGCAAAGCUAAAAAGAUGUUUGAUGGCUACUACUAUGGAUGGGACCCUAAAUGUCCUGUUGAUGAAGUUAGGUGCUGUUCUGAGCAUUAUUUGUGGCUAUAGAGUGGCGUUUUGGUUGACCUCAUGGUUCUCUGUAUUGCUAUCUGCGGUCAUUACUAAAGUUGGUAUAACUAGAGAACCGGUCGGCAACAUUCAUCUCUCGACCAGGUGUCUAACUCUGUGUUUCGGUGUGUUUGACCAUAAAUUAAUUUCACGCCGGAAUAUCCCUUUAAUUGCAGUUAGGGGGCCAGCUCAUGCAUCCUCUCUCACAUCUGUCACAUGUGCUCAGCGUGAACCUGUUCUCAUCUGUGGAGAGAACAGGGUGCUAAUGCCAAUUCUGGUGUCCUUGGGUAAAUGCCAAUCAGGCUGCACAGUACCAGGCUGUGAGAACAGGCCACACAUGUGGAUGUCAGGACCUCAUGACACUCUCAUGGAGUCUGUGUCUGCCAGUUUGGUCAGGAUGAGGUUUUAUUUACCUUUUGUCAUAUCUAACAAUGUGCAAAAAAAAUAUGUACACAAACUACACUCGAAGAAAAGCAUAAAUAAUGUAGAAUUUCAAUAUUUUAACACACCACAUGAAGGAUCCCUUUGGUUUCUUUUGUUGCUGUUACUUCUUGUGGUCACUAGAGGGAGCUCUCGAUGCACAUAAUGCAGCAGCAGCAGCAGCAGCCCCGGCUCUUAUGAAUGGGAACAGUAGUGAAGGGUUGUAUAAGUGUACUCACGUGAGGUCAUGGCAUGUAUCUCUGGCUCUAAAUGAUGUCUCGUGACGAUGGAUUAACACGAGUGGAUUCAACCCAAGCGGACAGUUGACCGUGAAAACAACAAAUACCAUGGAAAAUUCCACUCUUCAGAUUCUUUUAGGCACAUGUGUGGACUAUUCAUGUUUUAUUUUUCCCUUUUUUUAAACAAUAUGACAUUAUUCUAAAGAGCAAAUCUGUUAGAGAAGUUCUGACCUGCAUUAGAAACCACCUGUACACACUUAAGGUUAGUUAAUAAGGAUUAUAAAACUUUUAAUGUAACCAUCACAUUAUAUGACUGCAUGACACGGAGGUCUGUCUGAGCCCUACAUAAGUGUCUGAGUGUUGUUUUUUUUAUUUAUUUUUUUUAUAUAUGUUUAUUAAAUUUUUCCAGAAACAACAACAAAAAAAGAACACAUGAUAAAAACAAACAUACAUUUGGAUCAAACACAUUAUGUUCAAAUUUAUACAGGCGAGAGAUUCAGGAGUCAUCUAAUACAAAUUAUGUAGGUAAGUACAAUAAAAGUAAAAUAAAUCAAAUGCAUAAUAGGUUCAUAUAUUCAGAGAAAGGCGUCAUGUUCAAAGCUAUGAUAGCAACCCUCUCAUGAGAAUGGUCGAGAUAUUUAAACCAGAGUAUUAUGAUGUUAAAAAGUGAUUAAAUUUAAUUCAAUUUCAGCUUUAUUUCCAUUUUUUUAUCCUUUAUUUUGAGUAAAGUGACCAGCCUACAUUCAACACUUUUAGGGCAGACUGAUCAUCAUCCCAGUGCAGUCCUACAUUUGUCAUGUGUGGGUCAGAUCACCAUCACCCACAAGGUUACAUGACCGGCCGAGGACCUUUUUUUUUUCUCUCUCUAUUUUGUCAGAAAAAAAAAAAAAAAUGGUGUUAACCGGGUUUCUUUUAAUCCUCUACAUAGACCAAGGAAACCAGGUUACUGAAUAAGAAUAAGAAAUAAUUGUCUGUUUUCUCACAUAAUAUGUCUCUAAAAGUUAUCUACUAUUUACAAAAGAGUUAUAAAGUCUGAUUCCUGUUGGUACAAGAGAUCUUCUGAAUCUUUCUGUCCUGCAGCAAAGAGAGAGGAGCCGUCCACCACCAUCAAGGUGUUGUGAAGUGGGUGAUCCAUCCAUCCUUUUUCACCAGUUUGUUAAGAACUCUUACAUCUUUGUGUUUGACGGUAAGGUAGGUAGAAAGAAAGCCAUUUAAGGGUUUAAAACGCAUCAGAAAAGACUUAUUUUCUAUGGUAUUCAUGACAGGUUAAGGGUCACAAUGAAACUAAAAAUUUGGGGGUUUUUUUGCUCAUCCAAAUUGUCUUUUUCCUCUUUACGCACCAGUUGAAAUGUUGUUUUGUGUUUGCACAACACACAUGGCAACGCGAGAUUAUGUUUUGUUUAUAGGCCUGAGGCACAAUUCAAACAAAGGUAGUAUUUUAAAAUAAAAAACGUGAUGAACAAAGACAAAGAAGGUCACGGGGACGUGAAACAACAUGUACCUGAAUAUACACAGAAUCUGGAUUUACGGAGGAGGACGUCAUGACGCAUUACGCAUCCUAUUCAUCCAGGUAAAGUGGAAAAUUAGAGUGAGGUAGAUUAAUAUGUAGGGUCAAAUGAACAAACAAUGACAUUUCAGAGUUUGGAAUCGUCUUUUUCUGUUUCUGAUUUAUUUUCAUAUUUUUUACACAUGAUCGAUGAAAUUGAGGCAACGGAGGAAUGUGCUGGUGUCGUAAGUUCAGGGACAUCUUGGACCAAAAAUUCUUGCACCAUGAGAGCCGGGGGCGGGGUUACGCUGACGUAAAAGGUCACAAACUAAACGAUUCAAAAGACGCAAAUAAAAUCACACCUACGGCAGGAAUGGGGCUGACAUUCUUCACCCUCACCCCUCUUUAAAGCAAAUAAACAUGCAGUCAUAAUAAAGAGAUUUAAACUCCUUCUUGUUCCACUCAAAAAUGACACUUUUAUUUUUAAAACUCACAAAAAAUAAAUAAAAUACGAUUUCACAAUACGGCUUUUUGUGCAAUAAAGUACUUUUUUUAAUUUGUAACGGUGUGAUGGCAUGAGAAAUUGUUUUUAAGUUAACUUACGGUGACGAAUUCGACAUUUUUGCUUCUUUUUUUUUUUUCUUUGUGCUAACUCACGAUAUUUCCGGGUUGCCAUUGUUCACGAGAGCGCUGUACUUUCUCCACAGACGGUCUAUAUAUGGGUUAACGAGCCAACCGUCGCCACGUGACCGUAAAGUUAUAUAAUAAUUAGGUCAACACGUUUUUCACUGGCACGUGCAGGCUUCCCUCUUACAUAAAGUCUCGUGCAAAGGUCUCAAAUUACACUAUGUAGGUGAGGGCCGAAGAUCGUCUAAUUGACAAGACGAUGCCUCACUCUGUGUGGUUUAUUUAACUGGGGUGACAGAGGGCACCGUUUAUUCUCUGACGAUAUCAUUCAGUACUUUUCCAUUUAGUCGUGUUUUACACAGAUUUUAACUCUUUUCGAGAAUUUAACGAAGUAGAAAUGAUAUAUAUGUCAUUGGUUAUGCCAUUAGCCCACUCUAAAAGAAGUUACAAACUUGCCUGAAGCAGCUCGAUUGUUGGUUGGGCAAUACUUUUGC